This is a messenger RNA of Drosophila miranda, 1150 nucleotides long. RefSeq names its product nucleoporin Nup35 (gene Nup35). Gene Ontology annotation, molecular function: single-stranded DNA binding; phospholipid binding; structural constituent of nuclear pore. The record is from RefSeq and is a predicted model, not a curated record. Lineage: Eukaryota; Metazoa; Arthropoda; Insecta; Diptera; Drosophilidae. The transcript has 2 exons. Gene Ontology annotation, biological process: regulation of DNA-templated transcription; nuclear pore organization; NLS-bearing protein import into nucleus. Gene Ontology annotation, cellular component: nuclear membrane; nuclear pore central transport channel; nuclear pore nuclear basket. The coding region runs from base 1 to 966 and encodes 321 amino acids.
AUGGAACCCAUGACUCUAGGCAGUCCCGUGAAUAGCCCCAACAGCAACCAGGGCCAGUACCUGCCCCCUUUCCUAAUGGGGGAUCCGCAGACCAUGACGCCGCACAAGAGCACGCUCUCUCCAAAGCCGGGACGCUACAACGUCAGCUUCGCGACAUCUCCAACCAGCUCAUCUUCGCAUGACUUCAACCGCUCCGGGAUCAACACGUUCUUCGGUCCGGCAGGCAGCGGUGGUCCACAUGGGUCCGGAGGCCAUGGCUCAAGCUCGGCCAACGUGUCCCUGCACCAAGCCGGGCCGCCGACCCAGGGACUCUUCGAGUCGUUUCGGGAGCAGCAGCACACACCGCACCGCCAGCAUCUGAGCAUUUUGAAUCAGUCGCAGAACCUGAGCCUGAACCAGGACUACCACAACAACGACUCGAACGUGGCCAACUACAAUACCAUCAACGCAUCAAUUCGGAGCCUCUCCUCGCCGAUGGUCGGUUUGCAAGGCAAUGGCGGUGGCGGUGGUACCACACGGCCCGGCGACUUCUGGGUGACCAUCUUCGGCUACGUGCCGGGCAACAGCUCCAUGGUGCUGCAACACUUCACGCUCUGCGGGACCAUUAUGGAGGUGUCGCAUGCCCCGAAAAAAGGCAACUGGAUGCACGUGCGUUUCUCCUCGCGCAUCGAGAGCGACAAGGCGCUGAACUUCAACGAGAAGGUGAUCGGCGGCAACGUCAUGGUGGGCGUCACCCGGUGCACGGAAAGGACUAUUGUCGACAAGGAAAACUGCAAUGCGUCGUCGUCGACGUCGUUCAACGGUGGAGAGCAGGUCCAGAGCCCGAAAUCGCCCAAAAUCCGUCCCCUUGUCCAGCAAUCCUACAAGUUGGCCCAGAAUGAUGCGAAGGUUGUGCAGACCAAGGACAUGCCCACGAAGAGCAAUGGGCUGGUUGACAAGGCCAUGGAUCUCCUCUUUGGCUGGUGAGGCGCUCGAGCAGGAACAGCCCCUUCUCGGCUCGGAUGCUCCCCAGAUCCAGAUCUUCCCCAGAAAAUGCACUCUCCCCUGGAGUUUUUUUGUGGCCAGGAGACGGCCCGUUCCUUUAACUUAUUUACUUCUUAAACACUGCGUAAAUCCUAUACUGCAUACAUACAUACAUAUUUAAAAAAAA